UCUCAGGCUUCUGCAGUUUUCGACUAUCACUAGUUCUCGAUCUUUCGAUAAAAUGUUUACUGUCCACAUACAUGGUCUCUUUAGUCUCUUUCGUGUCGCAUUGCGAUGGAUAUGCUUAUCUUGAAAUUGUCACGUUGAACUCUGCUCCCGAAGUGCUGCAAUUGGACGCCACUUUAUCUGCAAUCGUAUUAUACAUUUGUGAGCACGCUGUAUCGGUCUAAAUAACUCUUUUGAUACUGUACCAUCAUGACCGCAUUCUCUGACGAUGAUAGGGAGCUCGUCGCUCUUGGUUAUGUGCCCUCCUUCAAACGCGAAUUUUCCAAUUUAGCUACGGGAUUGUGCUCUAGUAUCGCAACGACCCUCAAUACUCCGCUUUUAACGGGAGGACCGUCUUCUGUGGUGUGGUGUUGGAUUUUGGGGGCAAGCAUGUGCUUGGCCCUUGGCUCAAGUAUCGCUGAAAUCGUUAGCGCUUAUCCUACGUCUGGUGGAAUGUAUACAGCUUCUGCCCGGCUUACCCCCAAGAAAUACCGUGCACGAGUUGGCUGGCUAGUGGGAUGGCUAAAUAUCCUCGGCCAAAUAGCUGGAGUGUCUUCGACAGAGUUUGGCUUGGCUAACAUGAUAUGGGCUGCGGUGGUGAUAGGCAAAGCAAGUCGACAAUCCAUUCUAUUAACAAAAACUGUGUGGUUAUUCGUGGUCCUUCUGAUAGUUCACGGAUGUCUGAAUUGUCUGGGUACGCGCUGGUUGGCCCGUAUAUCUUCCGCGUUUGUGUUUGUGAAUUUGGGCGCAACUAUCCUGAUUAUCAUUGUUCUACUUGCAACGACUCCUCGUUCGGAGAUGCAUGCUGCCGGCUAUGUUUUCGGCAGCCAAGGAAUCGUAAACCAGACCGGGGGUUGGAAUAACGGACUCGCUUUCGUCUUUGGAUUGUUAAGCGUUCAGUGGACGGAGGUCAAACGUGCGGCAUAUGCAGCGCCAACUGCUAUCUUCAUAGCCGUAAUCGGUACAGGGCUGCUCGGAUGGCUUUUGAACAUUGUGAUUGUAUUAUGUUCAGGUCCUCUUGCUGAUCUUCCUGGAGCAUCUGGUUCCGCUUUCUUACAGGUCAUGUAUCUCAGGAUGGGAAAAGCAGGUUCCCUUAUAUUAUGGGUCCCUGUGUGUUUCACUGCAUUUUUCGUCGUUCAAACGGCUCUUCAAGCUACAUCUCGUACCAUUUACGCAUUUAGCCGUGAUCAUGGUUUACCUGACCGGGGCUUCUUCGGAUAUAACUCCAAAGUUACACAAACGCCUCUUCGAUCCAUAGUCCUAUGCACACUCGUCAGCAUCAUACCUGGUCUCCUCGAUCUAGCGAGUCCCAUUGCUGCCAAUGCUAUCUUUGCUCUUACCGCAAUAGCUUUGGAUUUGAGCUACAUUAUUCCCAUUUUCCUCCGUCGAGUCUUCCAAAACCACCCGGACGUGAUGUUCAAACCAGGCCCUUUUUAUAUGGGCGGCGGCAUGCUUGGCUGGGCUGCGAACUGGAUCUGCAUCUGUUGGACGCUCUUCGUCUGUGUCAUUUUCUCAUUUCCAGUCACCUUACCCGUCACUCCAGAAACAAUGAACUAUGCAUCAGUUAUCACCGUUGGGGUCAUGGUUUUUGCUUUCAUAUGGUAUAUCCUCGAUGGACACAGGCACUACCAUGGGCCUCAGUCUAACAUAAAGCAGGAUGUGGAGCCAGACAAGGAAUCCGGAGAAGUGGGGAAAGAUUCAGAAGACCAUAAUGGGUCGGAUUAUGUAUAAAAAUAAGCCUGAGGCUGUUAUGUUGAAAUCAGUCCCCUCUAUGAGGCAAUGUUACUCAGCGAAUGAACAUAUAUAUGAAGCUACCAACGGAUUGUUUAACGGGCGUAUGGUCUAGAG
Messenger RNA from Lentinula edodes (shiitake mushroom), 1884 nucleotides. RefSeq names its product amino acid permease. Gene Ontology annotation, molecular function: transmembrane transporter activity. The transcript has 18 exons. Gene Ontology annotation, cellular component: membrane. The record is from RefSeq and is a predicted model, not a curated record. Bases 247 to 1767 code for a protein of 506 amino acids. Lineage: Eukaryota; Fungi; Basidiomycota; Agaricomycetes; Agaricales; Omphalotaceae. Gene Ontology annotation, biological process: transmembrane transport; amino acid transport.